AUGGGGAAUGACAUUUCGUCGUCAAUGUCGUCAAUGGAAUCCAAGUUGAAUUACUUGUUUUUCAUUUCGUGCGCGAUAGCGCCAUUGUCCAUGGUGGGUUCGUCGUUGACACUGCGAGCGAUUUAUCAUCACGACGGUCCCUUGACGACGUACCAACGUCUAUUGGGUGGAUUGAGUUGUUGCGAUUGGAUCAUGUCGUUGGCAUUGGCGUUUGGUCCGUUGCCCAUGCCAUCCGAAUUACAAGAGUAUGGAGUACCGGGAGCGCAUGGGACACAACAAACGUGUACCGCUCAGGGAUUUCUACUGCACAUUGGCUGUGGUAGUUUUGUCUAUUCGGCCAUGCUCCUGUUCUACUUUGUGCUGGUCAUUCGAUACAAUGUCACCAGUCGGUUUCUCGUCAGACGAGUCGAACCUGUCAUGCACGUGUUGGGUGUGGGAUUUUUUGGCGCCACUGCGGUGGUCGGACUAGUGUGGCAAAUCUUUAAUCCGUCCGGAGUCCAAUGCUGGGUCGGUGCCAUGCCACUGGGAUGUGAAGAUGACGAUGCCGGCAUCGAGUGUACACGAGGACCCAAUGUCAAAAUCUUUGGACAGUGGAUGCUCGUCUAUCCCUACAUCUUCUGGGUCUCCUUUACCAUUGUCUGUACCAUGGUCAUUGCUCUCACUGUAUACACACAGUACCGCACCAGAUUUGCGCAUGUCUUCAAACCCACCAGUACCGGUACUACUACUACUACACCACUCCCCGAACGCUCUUCUUCCAUGUACCGCAUGAUUAGUUUUCGAACGACACCAUCCUCUUCUGUAUUGAACGCAAACAACAACAACACCACUCCAUCACGAGGACAAGAAAAGUUACUAAAACAAGCCGUCAUUCAAUCCAUGCUCUACGGUCUCUGGUUUCUCAACUUUUCCAUUUGGGCACUCCUCAGUUUUUGUUUUCAUUUGGCGGGCACCGAAAUGGAUUCCCUCGGCAACCAUUUUUGGUUGACGGCCAUUCAACUCACACUCUUUCCCAGUCAAGGCAUUUUCAAUUUUGUCAUUUAUAUUCGACCCACGUAUCUCAAUAUACGACGGACAUUUCCCACUGCGGGACGAUGGUUUGCCGUCAAGGAAGCUGUCUGGCAUCCCUUUGCAUCCGCCCAAGAACGGAAUCAACAUUACUCGAAGCAUUCGUCGUCUCACAAUCAACAUCACAACUCCUCCUCACAACAGCAACGACCGGUACAGGACGAUCCCAGUAGUACUCUGCCAUGGAGGAGUGCCGAACAAGUGCCGCAGGAACAGCACUGUCCGGUUCCAGGCGCUACAACUCACGACGACAACAUCAAUCAGAACAACACGACAACCAUCAUCGCCACCAAUCAUCCUUGUCCAGUGGCGUCAGCGCUAGUAUUGAUAGAAGAAGAAGAACCACGUGCAGCACCUGGGGACGGCCUCCGGUUGGAUGCGUCGUCGUCCAACCACAAUGCAUCGCAGCAACAAAAAGAAAAAAGACGGCAAGAAAAGGAGUCCGACAACCAACAAGACGAAGAUGGAAUCGAAACGAUCGCAUAG
Molecule: messenger RNA, 1554 nt
Organism: Seminavis robusta
Lineage: Eukaryota; Bacillariophyta; Bacillariophyceae; Naviculales; Naviculaceae
Source: the annotation of a GenBank genome assembly